Messenger RNA from Hevea brasiliensis (rubber tree), 1130 nucleotides. RefSeq lists its product as uncharacterized. The transcript has 7 exons. The record is from RefSeq and is a predicted model, not a curated record. NCBI's taxonomy places the organism in Eukaryota, Viridiplantae, Streptophyta, Magnoliopsida, Malpighiales, Euphorbiaceae. The coding region runs from base 27 to 899 and encodes 290 amino acids.
AAGCCCUUUUUAAGAUGACCUAGCGGAUGAAAACUAAAGAACAAAGAACAUGUCCACGCACAAAAAUGACUGCACUCUAUAGGGGGAUGCUUCUAGUGGAAGCGAGACUAUCAAGUCCUCCGUUCCAUGUGGCUGCCUCUCCUCAUUCUUCCCUCGCUCUCCUCGCUUUUAACAACCCACUCCUUGAAAAGAGAUCACUUUACUACUGCCACUGUCGCUACCUCAAGAAUCACUUUCCCUUGAUAUCAUCAUCGUUUUCGUCUUCACCCAUCAUGGCCCAGAUGGAAAGCUCCGCUGGGGUUUCUACAGCUCCAUCGUUUGAUAAUGGAGGGGAUAAUACCACUGUUUUUCCUUUGUCUUCUUCCACUGUUCUUAAAAUCAACAAAGGAGACAUCUCCAAGUGGUUUGUGGAUGGCUCCUCUGAUGCUAUUGUUAAUCCGGCAAAUGAGAAAAUGCUUGGAGGUGGAGGUGCAGAUCGAGCCAUACAUAGAGCUGCUGGACCAGAACUCUUAGAUGCAUGCUAUAAGGUCCCUGAAGUUCAACCUGGAGUUCGCUGCCCAACAGGAGAAGCAAGAAUUACUCCAGGCUUCAAAUUGCCUGCAUCUCAUGUGAUUCAUACCGUAGGCCCUAUCUAUGAAACCGACAGGAAUGCUGCAUCCUCCCUGAAAAAUGCAUACAGAAACAGCUUCACAGUGGCCAAGGACAACAACAUCAAGUAUAUUGCAUUUCCUGCUAUAUCUUGUGGUGUUUAUGGAUAUCCAUAUGAGGAAGCUGCUUCAGUGGCUAUAUCGACAGUCAAAGAAUUUGCUGAUGACUUAAAAGAGGUGCAUUUUGUUCUGUUCUUGGAUGACAUCUACAAUGUUUGGUUAAAGAAGGCAAAGCAAUUGCUUCUACCUUAGCUUGCACAGCUGCUGGAUUUUCAUAUACCCUUUAGAUAAGAUGCAGAACUGUUAAUUUAUCUCCUAUUGAAGUUUGGAGGAUUGUAUGGGAUUAUGAUAUCAUUGUGUAGUGCACUUGGAUGGACUAGAGAGAUGGUGCCAGCCAUUUUAGUUAAUUAUUAUGAAUGCAUGUGAGAUAGUGGAUUGUUGCAAACUUCCAAUAUUAUAUAAUAUGGGCUGUCUUCUUUGGUA